UAAGCUGUGUUUUGGGUUUGGUGGUAAAUGCUAAGGAAAAAAGAUAAGGGAAGGGAAGUGAUGAGGGAGUGUUAGCGGGUGAGGGUUGCAAUUUGGAAUGGAGUGUCCAGGUUAAGUCUUUGAGAGAAGGUAACAUUUAAGAAAGGACUUCAAGGAUAGGAGUCUGGGAGUAAGAGUAAGGGUCUGAUUCAGGCAGAGAGAAAAGAGCCAUGACUGGAGCAUGCAAGAUUAAUAGAGGAACAGCAGGGAAGCAGUGUGGCUGAAAUUCACAGUAGGGGAAAGUGGGAAAUGACGUCGGAGAGGUGAAGGUUUUCACAUGGACUUUGGAUUUCAUUGGCAGAUUUUGAACAGAAGGAUGACUUCAUAUGGCGUACAUUUUAAAAAGACACUCGGAUUGCUCCUUUUGAGGCUAAAAGGAGAGAAAAAAUGGAAGCAGAGAGACUACUUAGGAAAUUGUGUUAGUCUUCCAUUGCUCCUGUAACAAAUUUCAGCAACUUUGUUGGUUAAUAAUACAAAUUUACCGUCUUUUAGUUUGUACAUCAGACUAGGUCUGUAAAUCUGUAAAUAUCACCAGGCUAAAACCAAAGUCAGUAGGGCUGUGUUCCUUCUGGAGGUACUAGGGGAGAGUACAUUUAUUUCCUUGGCUUUUCCACCUUAUGAAGCCUGCCUGAAUUCCUUGGCUCCUGACUGCUUCCUUCGUCUUCACAGCCAGCAAAGGAGCAUCUUCCAAUUACACCUUCUGUCCUCUCCAGCACUCAUGUGUCUCUCUUAUAAAGACACUUGUGAUUACAUUGGGCCCACCUAGAUAAUUCAGGAUAAUAUCUUCAUAUGGAAGUUCUUAAUUUAAUCACCCCCGCAAAAUUCUUGUAUGAGUAUGUAAAGUAACAUAUUCACAGGUUUGGGGGAUUACGAUGUCUUUGAGAGACCAGAUGAGAGAACAUGGUGCCUCACCCAGACCACUUAAGUAGUGAUGAAAAUGACGGAGUCUAGCUCUUUCACCCAGGCUGGAGUGAAGUGGCGCAAUCUCAGCUCAGUGCAACCUCCGCCCCCUGAGUUCAAGUGAUUCUCCUGCCUCAGCCUCCCCAGUAGCUGGGAUUACAGUGAUAUCCUGAGAGAAGAUGGGAAAGGGCUGCAAGGUUGUGGUUUGUGGAUUGUUAUCUGUGGGGAAAACUGCAAUUUUGGAGCAGCUCCUUUAUGGAAAUCAUACUAUUGGAAUGGAAGAUUGCGAAACAAUGGAAGAUGUAUACAUGGCUUCAGUAGAAACAGACCGAGGAGUAAAAGAACAGUUACAUCUUUAUGACACCAGAGGUCUACAGGAAGGCGUGGAGCUGCCAAAGCAUUAUUUUUCAUUUGCUGAUGGCUUCGUUCUUGUGUACAGUGUGAAUAACCUUGAAUCCUUUCAAAGAGUGGAGCUUCUGAAGAAAGAAAUUGAUAAGUUCAAAGACAAAAAAGAGGCAACAAUUGUUGUAUUAGGAAACAAAAUCGACCUUUCUGAGCAGAGACAAGUGGACGCUGAAGUGGCACAGCAGUGGGCAAAAAGUGAGAAAGUAAGACUGUGGGAGGUGACUGUUACAGAUCGGAAAACUCUGAUUGAACCAUUCACUUUAUUAGCCAGUAAACUUUCUCAACCCCAGAGCAAAUCAAGCUUUCCUUUGCCUGGGAGGAAAAACAAAGGGAACUCUAAUUCUGAGAACUAAAAAUCAGUAAUUUCCACAAUUGUAUGUUGAAUAGUGAUUGCCUUUAAGUGUCUGUGAACAUGGAGUAAUAUUACUAUUUAAAAUAGGCCAUUUGUGUCUACCUUUGGUCCUUAGGAAAAUUCCUAAGGAAGUCAUUUAAUGCACUUUAGAUGUUAAAAGUAUUUGGGCUAAGGUUAUUAUUGCCUGAUAUGAAAUAAUAUAUUCUCAUUCUCAUUGUUUGAAACCUGUCUUUGAAAUUAGCACCUUUGUUAUUUAUGUUGUACUUGUGAAAACAGUAAAAUAGUUUGGAUAGUUAUCCAAAUGCACCUAUGUAUGACUUCCCCCCAACCCCAAGCUGUUUCGGAAGAUAUCAUAAUCAUUCUGUGUAACAUUAUGCAAACCUCUAAGCCCAAACAUGACUUUGUUUUUAAAAAGUUCAUUAAUCUAAUGUCUAGGAUUACAAAACAACAUUUUUUUUGUGUCUAAAUUGGACCCAAAACAUUGAACAGUUUGGGGCAGUAAGCUAAAUUUCAUCUUGUGGAGAUUUUGCUAAACAGACUAAGACCCAUGAUUUAGCUUUGCUCAAAUUAGAAUGUUUAGCAUGAGUUGAGGUACCAGGUAGUGUAAGUAGGUUCAUCACGCUCUAAGGCCGUUUUUUCCUUAGCCAGACCCCUGUUGAUAGACCAGAUACUUGAGGGCAAACUGCUCCUCCUCUUGAAAAUGAUUAGGCACUUAAGGACAGUAAAGCUGUAUUUUCUGGAAGACUGUAUCUUCUGGAACAGUUUUCUAGAAAACUAGUCAUAUACAAUAAAAGUAUCAAAAAUACUGAGCUCUAAUUUGAUCUAACUUAGAUGUCUGAGUUUGUGUUGUUUCUCGAAAGAUUUUUGGCAAGACUCAAGCAAUGUGGCUGACUGUAACUUUAUUAAUUUAAAAGGUAGGAAGUAAGCUACUUAGUGGUUUCACCUGUGAAAUAACUAUUUUGACUGAAAUGUAAAAUAAGCUAUUCAACAAAGAACAUAUUAAAACAUCAAGUAAUUUGUAACAUCUUAAAUGGAAUACUUUUUUCAUGAGCUCUAGUGAAGAACUACUACAUAUAAAAGAUGAUACUUACAAAUCAGCUAUUGCUGCUACAGUAUAAUUCUUCAAAAUUUCUCAUCAUAAAUUCAUUUUUUGGUUAAAAAAUUAAUUACCACUCAGACACUACUCACCCCUUACCCUUUUCCCCCGGUUAUUGAAUAUUAAUCUGGCUUCCCCCCCAUGCAUGUUACAUAGAUGGACAAAUGCUUUCAUAAUGAUUAAGUACCUUCCAGUUUGCUUUGUUUCCUACUAAUGCAACUUAGUCUAUAUUAGUACAAACAGUUACCAAUUCUUUUUAAAUUCUGUAAUGAAUGUAUGUGUCUCUGGAUAAGUUUAUCUGAAAGAGACAUACAGAAACAGAACUGCUGGGUCAUGACGUGUAUACUUAGGUACUGCCAAAAUGCCCCCUAAGGCAGUGUACCAGUUUAUCCAUGACGGAACCCAUUUCUCAUGUACUUGCUACUAGAGCAUCUGCAAGUUAGAAAAUGCUUUUAAAAAGAUGCAGUAGGGUUCGUCUUUGAAGCCUAAAUGGGGUAGAUUAUUUAACCUUUUCUAGGAUACCUCAUCUACAGCUGUGUAAAGUACAGAUCCUAAUACAGGUAAAUAAUACCUACUAAAUAUGCAUUAUUGUUAGCUUGUUUUAGAAGCAGAUACCUAUCGAUUUCAGAAGAAUCUGCAAAUGGCAACCAAAAGGCAAAAGUAAAUGAACACAGCAGUAUUUAUUAGGUGGUUUUUAAUAUUGUUUAUUAGCACAGUAACAAAUGCAGACUUAAGUAGUCCACAACAUAGAACCAAUCCACUGAGCAACUCCUAUUCCACGCCUUACAGUUAACAGCUUAAGGUAUUUCACUACAGGUUUUCACAAGUCCUGAUUUAGACCUUUUUUAAACAAAGUAGACUGGCAUAUAAAAUAAAACGCAUUACUCAUCUCUUAUAUGGUGUUUUAUAGCCACAUGUCCAUUUUAUAUAUAUGAGAUGACAGUCUCUAAAAACUCUGUUAAAUAUCAAUGUUCCCUUCCAAGAAGGGAAAACAAAUUCCAAUUUUGUUUUAAACAAAAAGUAUGUAGUCUUAGAGGGACUUUACAUAAAUGGCCAUGUGUGUAACCUGUACCAAAUUAAGCUGUUUUAAAUUUACAGACUACAAGCAACUGAACCCAAAUGUCUAAAUGUACAUUCUUUUCUGUACUAUAUUUCAGCUAAUAUUGCAGAACUAAUGACAAUUUUAAAAGUUGCUAUUACCAAUUCUGUCUACUGUAGCAAGAUACCUUAAGUUACAACAAAAUCUUAGGAAAUAAGACUGAAUAAUAUCUGUUAUAGAAAUACCCUACUCUUUACCAACUCCCACCCUCCCUGACCCCUUCAAAAUCAUAAGCAGCUCUCUUCUGUGACAAAUAAUGUAAGAAUUGUGAAACCCCAAUUUAUGUAGCGUAUCUCUUGGUCCACUGUCUGGCCAUUCUGUCAUGUUCUGCUCUGUUGGUCAUAUACUGAGUGGCAAUACUUCCCACCAAGGGGUCGGCUGGAAAAAAAGAAUUUAGAUUACUUUGGAGAAAGGAAAAGAACAUUUUAAACUUUAGCGAAUAGUGACAGCUUGGGUAGAUACGUACAACAACGUAUAUGUGAUCAAACCCAUCUUCGAAACACCACUCCACCAUGCUGGAUAUUUUUCCAUCAAAAUUUCAAAAAACAUAACGUGGGGGGAAGAGGGAAUGCUUAGGCUUUAGUGUACUGGUCUGUCUUUAUCUUAGUUCAUUCCAUUUUUCUCCCAGCAAACAACACUCGAUUGGAGUUUCUUUACUCUUAUGUGUUAGGCUGAGUUCAGUAGAGACUGGAACGGUCAAGGCUCCAGACUACAAUGAACAUCCAACUGUGUUCAUGUGACCCUUAGCUCAACGUCACCAGUUAACGGCAUUGUGAAUACUGUGAAGUCUUCGGGGCUGUUGCAGUUCAACACUAUUAACCUUUACGCUGGUUAAAGAGCCAGGUUGCCAGGCAAAACCUGGACCUCCAAUUAAGUAUAGUAUUUCUCUGAAUCUUAGGAUCUUUAAUAAGUUUAUAUUUGGUUUACCUAGAAAAUAAA
Gorilla gorilla gorilla (western lowland gorilla) is the source of this 4830-nucleotide messenger RNA. RefSeq names its product NFKB inhibitor interacting Ras like 1 (gene NKIRAS1). Gene Ontology annotation, molecular function: GTP binding; GTPase activating protein binding; GTPase activity. The record is from RefSeq and is a predicted model, not a curated record. The transcript is spliced from 5 exons. NCBI's taxonomy places the organism in Eukaryota, Metazoa, Chordata, Mammalia, Primates, Hominidae. Bases 1119 to 1697 code for a protein of 192 amino acids. Gene Ontology annotation, biological process: negative regulation of canonical NF-kappaB signal transduction; Ral protein signal transduction.